This is a messenger RNA of Branchiostoma belcheri (Belcher's lancelet), 2458 nucleotides long. RefSeq lists its product as uncharacterized. The record is from RefSeq and is a predicted model, not a curated record. The coding region runs from base 81 to 2066 and encodes 661 amino acids. The transcript has 13 exons. NCBI's taxonomy places the organism in Eukaryota, Metazoa, Chordata, Leptocardii, Amphioxiformes, Branchiostomatidae.
AGUGACGUGGGACAGUGACAAGUUACGUCUGUUUCGGAUACAGCAAGUCUUCUGUGGCCAGUAAAACCAGAGACGAAACUAUGACUUUUCCGUUCAAAGUUCUGUGGUUUUUGGCCGCGGCACACCUGUUGCUGGGCCUCCUAGCGGUGUCGCUUGGAGUCGCAGACAUCGUGACUCACGUGCAGGCAAACCCGGGCGGGGGGUUUGAAGUCAGCUUACUCGCAGCGCCCAUCUGGUGUGGGAUUUCCUUCAUGGUUGCAGGAGUACUGGGCCUACUGGUGUCGCCCUAUAAGCCAGAUGUCCAGGAACAGACCCGAAAGCAGUGGAUCAACUGCCUCAUCAACAGCAUCCUGUUUGGGCCUGUCAUGUUCAUCAUCGCCAUGGUGGAUCUCUUCCUGGAGGUGCGGUCAACCUCCAUACUUGACCGUAACAUUUCGUUUGAGAUCGGGUUCAUUAUCAUCUCCGUGGUGGAGAUAUGGUGUGCCCUGGGCUCAGUCGCCCUCUACCGGAUGUACAAGGCACCGAGGCAGGUCAAGGAGCCUAAGGAAGGUGAGUUGAGGCUGUCCCCACUGUCACUGGUGGCCCGUCACUGUACCUGCUGCCAUGCCUGCCUGAACAGGAGGAGGCAUCCUAAAAACAGCUGGGUCACAGGUGAUGAUGACACAGAGGUGGUCAUCACUUCCUCAGGUGCCGGUCACUAUGAGAACGAGUCGGGUGUCCAGCCGCUCCCCGAAGACGCCUCUCCCGAGGAGAAGGAGCUGUUCCUGGUGGCAAGACGUCUGGAGGAGGAGAACAGCCGCAUGCAGAAGCAGCUGAAGGUCAGAACACUGCAGGCCAAGGUCAAGAAGCUACAGCAAAACAAUCGGGUCCUGUCACAACAGCUCAACAAGGUGCAUGAUGGCGAUGCUGAUGCAAUACUCAUCAAAGAUGUAGCACCCUCCAGCACACAAGUGCACCAUGGGAAGGAAAGGCAGCAACAGGCAGCCCUGUCUGACAAGAGCCAACAUAAGCAGGCGGGAACGAGAGACAAGAACAGGGCAACAUCUGCCGUCAAAAAUGGGCACCAAAGGGGAAACUUGAAGGCAGAGGGUGCAGGAAAAGCCGAUAAACUUGAGACAAUUGAUGAGACUCAGAGUAACAGUGAUAAGAAAUCUGAGAUAAACUGUGAAGAGUGUGGGGAGCCAGCUGAGAAACACAAACAAAAGACUGACAAGGAGAAGUCUGAAGAGCCUCGGAGUAGCAGUGAGGACAAAGCUGAGACAAGUAGUGAGACUGAGGAGCCAGCCGCAGAAGAGGUCACACCACAGGAAGAUACACCCGAGAAGCAAACCAUUACAGCUGAUGUACAUGUAGAGGACACAGUAGAGGAGACACAAGACCUGUCACCUGAACGUGAGGAGGAAAUCCGCAUGAAGCUUAAGGAGGCUCAGACAUCCAAAGAUGCCAAUGAGAUCCGGAAAGCCAUCAAAGAGUUCCUAGAUGCUAAGUUGGAGGACUUCUCUGGAGAUCUGCCAGCAGCACACAAACAGCUGCAGGUGCUUGAGCUGAAGGCAGCAUUGGACAAGGCUAUAUCUAGCAGGCAGCUGUCGAAAAUUGGGACUGUUGUGGGAGAGAUCAAGAAGAAAGGGCUGCAGGAUGUCAUGUCUAACGACAUCGCACGAGCCAACAAGAUGGUCAUCCUCAUCAAGCAGAUGGACAAACUCAGGCAGGAGGUCCUGAACAUCAAACAGUCGACCAUUGCUGAAAUCCGGUCCUACAAGAAUGCCUCUGAGCCCGUCCACAAAGUCAUGACUGCGACCUUCCUGCUACUGGGGGAGAACGAGAAAGAUAUCAAGGACUGGUCCACCUUGAAGACACUGGUGGGUAAGACAGGCAAGGACGCCCUGAAGCAGAGAGUGGAGCAUUGCGACGUUACCAAGGUGCCAGUUGCCAUGGCAACCAAAGUGCAGGAGAUGCUGGUGCCGUUCCGCCUGGAGGAGGUGCGGGACCACAGCGCCGGGGCGGCGACAUUCUUCCUCUGGGCUAACGGGAUGGCAGAUGAAGUGCUGGCAGGAGCAGCAGCCUGAUGAUGGUGUACACACAGAUGUCGAUGUGAGAACUGGGAAUACACAUUUCUGUAGACUGUCCAAGGCUCCAUCACUCUUAAAGCUGGACACGACCAGGAACAGAAUGCCAGCAAACAACAUCCAAUGACAAAGUUUGUCAAUGAAUUUUUGUAGGAAGCAUGCCCUAUUGAGAAUACAUCCUACAUGUACACUGCCUGUUGUUACCCACAAGCACAUCUGAAUUGGUGUGAAGCUGUUUUAUAAGUUCACAGGGAUAUUUAGAUGGCUUCAAACAUUUUGUAAAAAUUGACGUGUGAGUUAUCUACCUCAACAUCUCUACAUGUAGAACUCUUAAAAGUAAAUUGUCUUCCUAUCUGGUAGAUUUAUGCUGAGAUAAAAGUACUUGGUAAAAA